This is a messenger RNA of Arachis ipaensis, 1278 nucleotides long. The record is from RefSeq and is a predicted model, not a curated record. NCBI's taxonomy places the organism in Eukaryota, Viridiplantae, Streptophyta, Magnoliopsida, Fabales, Fabaceae.
CCCGGUCCCCAACCCAUUGGCGAUGCUCUUUCACCCUAGAUACCCUAAUCGAGCUCUCACCCUGGCUACCCCUGGAAGAGCUCCUCCCAUUCCCUUCGCCCUUCGCCUUCCAAACCACUUCCAUACCCUAAUCGUGUCACAAUCUUCUUCAUCUUCUUAAUCUUCAUCUUCGUCUUCAUACUCUUCCUCUCUUUCUCGUUCUUCGUCCGUUCUUUCUGGAUCUCUCUGUUCACCUUCGAAUUCCACAAAUUAAAUUUCGAGCUCCACCAAACAUGGGUGACGGCAAGGUCAAUCUCCUCGAUGAUCUCUUCUCCUCCAAGCCCUCCGAUUCCAAAGGAACUAUCCUCUGUUAAUGGGUACAUGGAAGGUUGCCCCUGCUCUGGUAGCUGGUUGUGUUGCAAUAUUGAAGCCUUCCGAAUUGGCAUCUGUGACAUGUUUGGAGUUGGCUGACAUAUGCAAAGAAGUGGGCCUUCCUCCGAGUUCUAAGAUGAAGCGCAUUGGAAUUGAUACUGAAGCACUCAAAGAGCUCUUUGGGAAGAAAAUUAUGGAGCUUGAGGAGGAAAAAAGAAAAGUGCAGAAAUCUCAAGAUGUUCAUGGCCAAAAAUUGAAAGCACUGGAAGCACAGGUCCAAUUGCAGCAUAAAAUGAAGCAAAAGGCAGAACAAUUUCGACAAUGGAAAGCUUCUCGAGAAAAGGAGUUACUUCAGCUGAAAAGAUUUGCUUGGAGAGAACUGCAAAUAGCUACAGACAACUUUAGUGAGAGAAAUGUUUUAGGACAGGGAGGCUUUCAGAAGGUUUAUAAAGGUGUUCUACCCGAUGGCACAAAAAUUGCUGUUAAAAGAGAGUAUAAGCAGGAACUGUCCCACUAUGGUCAAAAGAUCAACAUCAUCCUUAGCAAACUCAGGAAGCAAAUCACUCUCUGCAAUCUACAGAUAGAGGAGGCAGAAUAUAUUCGCAAGCUCAUGAAACUUUUCGAGGUUGCCUAUCAUCUUUGAGGUCAUUUUCUUAUGAAGAACUCAAACCUGGGGAGGCUGUUUUGGAUUGGCCUACGAGAAAAAAAGUGGCUCUGGGAGCAGCCCGAGGCCUAGAAUAUCUUCAUGAGCAAUGCAAUCCUAAGAUUAUUCAUCGGGAUGUGAAGGCAGCUAAUGUAUUACUGGAUGUGAAGGCAGCUAAUGUCAUUUCUGUAGCUAUAUGUUACUAGUUAUUGUUUGAUUUAUCUUGUAAUAAAAAUUGCAUACUUCAUUUAUUGGUUUGGUAAUAAAAAAGGAUUGAAAAUUUA